AUGAGUGAAGACUAUGGCAAUGAGAAGAACUUCAAGGUCACCAUCUAUGAUGAUAGUGCCUCUGAUGAGAUCACAGUGGGUGUCUUCAAAGAGGACAAAACAAGACUGACAAAAGGUCUAAAGCAAAGACACAUUCAGAUGAUUGCUCUUGUAGGAGUCAUUGGUACGGGUCUUUUCUUGUAUAGUGGCGGUGCACUUCAGUCGGCUGGUCCACUGGGUAUGCUUCUGGCAUAUUUAUUAGUAGGCACUAUUGUAGGAUUCAAUCAGAUUGCUGUGGCUGAAGUCAGUGCUUUCAUGCCCACUACUGGAUCCACUAUUCGCCAGCUUGAACAUUUCAUUGAUCCGGCUUUUGGAUUUGCAUUUGGUUAUCUUCAAUUUUGGUGGGCAGUCAUUCCUAGUGAAUUUGUUGCUGCUUCCGUGGUUGUUAGUUACUGGUCGGAUUUGAACCCGGCCAUUUGGCUAACUAUUUUCAUUGUUCUUGCCAUCCUCGCGAACAGCUGGUCCAUUCGAUUGUAUGGAGAGAUCGAGUUUUUCUUUGCCUGUCUCAAGAUUCUUCUUAUUCUAGGUCUUAUUCUUACAGGACUUAUUAUUGAUCUAGGUGGGGUCAAAGGACAGCCUAGAUUGGGUUUUCACUAUUGGAAACAUCCUGGUGUAUGGGCUGAGUUUAUGAAAACCGGUGCUGCUGGAAGAACAAUUGGAUUUUUCAGUGUCAUGAAUGGUGCUGUUUAUUCAUUUGGCGGUCUACAAACAGUUGCACUUCUGGCCGGUGAAACUCAGAACCCUAGAAGAAACAUUCCCAAAGCCGCAAAGCGGAUUCUGGCUCGUGUUCUUACUUUCUAUAUGCUGGCUCUUUUCAUCGUUUCCUUGAUUGUUCCUUAUGAUAAUCCAGAUAUUUCUAACGGAUCAGGAAAUGCAUCUGGUUCUCCUUUUGUUGUGGCUAUGAAGUUGGCUGGUAUUAAAGUUCUUCCUAGCAUUGUCAAUGCCAUGGUUCUAUGUUCUGCUUGGUCUGCUGCUAGUGGCUCUUUAGUUCAGGGAUCGCGUAUAUUGUUUUCUCUUGCUGCUAAUAACCAAGCUCCCAAGGUAUUCUUGAGAACCAAUAAGAGAGGGUUGCCAUGGGUCGGUUUAAUCGUCACCGGCUUAUUCCUUCCUCUGUCAUAUAUGAGUUUAAGUAGCUCCUCAUCAAAAGUUUUUGGCUACUUGGUUAAUGUGACGUCAUCUAUUAUCCUCAUUCAGUGGAUUCUCAUUGCAUCCAUCCAUUUCAAAAUGAACAAGGCCCUAGAUAUUCAGGGACACUCGCGACAUGAGUUGCCUUAUCAUUUCAAGGGAGGAAGAUACCUGGGAAUAAUUUCUGGAAUUGGAUCACUGCUUUUAUUACUAAUUGGCGGUUUUACAAUCUUCAUCUCCUGGAGCACUUCGCAAUUUGUCAGUGCUUAUGUGUCAAUUCCUUUGUUCCUGGCAUUUUCUCUAUUUUGGAAACUGUAUAAGAAAACCAAAUGGGUCGAAGCUGACAAGGUGGAUCUCAAAUCUUUAUUCCUGGAAAUUGAGAACAAUCCUGAACCAGAGGAGGUUCCUCUCAGGGGCUGGCAUAGACUUGAGUUCUUGUGGGCCUAG
Messenger RNA from Sugiyamaella lignohabitans, 1611 nucleotides. It is a transcript of the gene DIP5, whose product is annotated as Dip5p. The record is from RefSeq and is a predicted model, not a curated record. The transcript has a single exon. Gene Ontology annotation, molecular function: amino acid transmembrane transporter activity. Lineage: Eukaryota; Fungi; Ascomycota; Dipodascomycetes; Dipodascales; Trichomonascaceae. Gene Ontology annotation, cellular component: membrane. The coding region runs from base 1 to 1611 and encodes 536 amino acids. Gene Ontology annotation, biological process: amino acid transmembrane transport.